Molecule: messenger RNA, 818 nt
Organism: Mesitornis unicolor (brown roatelo)
Lineage: Eukaryota; Metazoa; Chordata; Aves; Mesitornithiformes; Mesitornithidae
Product: yorkie homolog
Exons: 6
Biological process (GO): hippo signaling; positive regulation of transcription by RNA polymerase II
Cellular component (GO): cytoplasm; nucleus
Molecular function (GO): protein binding; transcription corepressor activity; transcription coactivator activity
Source: RefSeq, a predicted model, not a curated record
AUGGCUCCAGCACCAGAGCAGGCUCGGGCUGCGGAGGUGACCUUCGCGACCUUCGCGAGGGGCCGCGCUGAGGAGAGCCGCUUUUCGUGCCUUGUAAUGGGAAAGAAAAUCCUGGCGAGGCCUUUGAUCAGCAAAGCAAGAGCAAGGAGCAAACGGGCAGCUUUGUGCACAAAACUGCCAAGUCAGUGCUGGCUUUCUCUGCUCCGAGAACAGCGUUACCACCUCGCUCACAUUGAUCAAACAACAACAUGGCAAGAUCCUAGGAAGGCCAUGCUUUCCCAGAUGAAUGUUACAGCUCCCACCAGUCCUUCUGUGCAGCAGAACAUCAUGAACUCAGCAUCAGGCCCACUCCCCGAUGGAUGGGAACAAGCUAUGACCCAGGAUGGAGAAAUUUACUACAUAAACCAUAAGAACAAGACCACAUCUUGGCUAGACCCAAGGCUUGACCCACGCUUUGCCAUGAAUCAGCGAAUCAGCCAAAGCGCUCCAGUGAAACAGCCACCCCCUCUGGCUCCUCAGAGUCCCCAAGGUGGUGUGAUGGGUGGGAGCAGCUCCAACCAGCAGCAACAGAUGAGACUUCAGCAGCUACAGAUGGAGAAGGAAAGGCUGAGACUGAAGCAUCAAGAACUGCUUCGGCAGGCAUUGCGGAAUAUCAAUCCCAGCACAGCAAAUUCUCCAAAACAUCAGGAAUUGGCUCUCCGUAGCCAGCUUCCAACCAUGGAACAAGACGGUGGAUCCCAAAAUCCCGUGUCAUCUCCUGGAAUGUCUCAGGAACUGAGAACAAUGACUACAAAUAGUUCUGAUCCCUUUCUCAACAG